ACCGCUGCUCCCAGACCCCGCUAGCUGCUUGCCGCCCGCUCUUCUCGUGCAUCAGACCACGUCCCAGCCAGUGCUCCUAGCUCCUCUCUCCAUGGCCGCGCUUACCAAGAAUCCGCAGUUCCAGAAGCUGCAGGAAUGGUACCGUGAGCAUGGCUCUGACCUCAACUUGCGCCGCCUUUUCGAAGGGGACAAGGAACGCUUCAAUCAUUUCAGCUUGACACUCAGUACCAACCGUGGACGUAUUCUGGUGGAUUACUCCAAGAACCUUGUGACGGAAGGUGUGAUGCAGAUGCUGGUGGACCUGGCCAAGUCCAGGGGUGUGGAGGCUGCCCGGGAGCACAUGUUCUCUGGUGAGAAGAUCAACUUCACUGAGAAUCGGGCAGUGCUGCACGUGGCGUUGCGGAACCGGUCAAACACGCCCACUCUGGUGGAUGGCAAGGAUGUGAUGCCAGAAGUCAACAGGGUCCUGGAGAAGAUGAAGUCUUUCUGUCAGCGCGUCCGCAGCGGUGAGUGGAAGGGUUACUCAGGCAAGUCCAUCACAGACGUCAUCAACAUUGGCAUCGGUGGCUCGGACCUGGGACCCCUCAUGGUGACUGAAGCCCUGAAGCCGUACUCUUCAGGAGGCCCCCGGGUCUGGUUUGUCUCCAACAUUGAUGGGACCCACAUAGCCAAAACCCUGGCCAACCUGAACCCUGGGUCCUCCCUGUUCAUCAUUGCUUCCAAGACUUUUACCACCCAGGAGACCAUCACGAAUGCAGAGACAGCAAAGGAUUGGCUUCUCCAGUCGGCCAAGGAUCCUUCAGCUGUUGCGAAGCAUUUUGUUGCCCUGUCUACCAACACGCCCAAAGUGAAGGAGUUUGGAAUUGAUCCUCAAAACAUGUUCGAGUUCUGGGAUUGGGUAGGAGGACGCUACUCGCUGUGGUCAGCCAUUGGACUCUCAAUUGCUCUGCACGUGGGAUUUGACAACUUCGAGCAGCUGCUCUCGGGGGCUCACUGGAUGGACCAGCACUUCCGCACAGCACCCCUGGAGAAGAACGCCCCUGUCCUGCUGGCUUUGCUGGGUAUCUGGUACAUCAACUUCUUUGGGUGUGAGACACAUGCCAUGCUGCCCUAUGACCAGUACCUACACCGCUUUGCCGCCUACUUCCAGCAGGGUGACAUGGAGUCCAAUGGGAAGUACAUCACCAAGUCCGGCACCCGUGUGGACCAUCAGACAGGUCCCAUUGUGUGGGGGGAGCCAGGGACCAAUGGCCAGCAUGCCUUCUACCAGCUCAUCCACCAAGGCACCAAGAUGAUACCCUGUGACUUCCUCAUCCCAGUCCAGACUCAGCACCCAAUAAGGAAGGGUCUGCAUCACAAGAUCCUCCUGGCCAACUUCUUGGCCCAGACUGAGGCUCUGAUGAAGGGGAAGUCGACGGAGGAGGCUCGGAAGGAGCUUCAGGCUGCAGGAAAGAGUCCGGAAGACUUGGAGAAGCUCUUGCCGCACAAGGUCUUUCAAGGAAAUCGUCCAACCAACUCUAUUGUGUUCACCAAGCUCACACCAUUUAUUCUUGGAGCCUUGAUUGCCAUGUAUGAGCACAAGAUCUUCGUUCAGGGCAUCAUCUGGGACAUCAACAGCUUCGACCAAUGGGGAGUGGAGCUGGGAAAGCAGCUGGCUAAGAAAAUUGAGCCUGAGCUUGAUGGCAACAGCCCAGUGACCUCUCACGAUUCUUCCACCAAUGGGCUGAUCAGCUUCAUCAAGCAGGAGCGUGAAGCCAUAAUAAGCCAAUAAACCCAUGCUGGGCUGCAGUCCCCAUUGUGACUGUCUUCCUUGUCCCUCUUCACCAGAGUCUGCACUGCAUGGUCCUACCCAGAGCACCCUCUGGUCACAGUCUUAGACCACAAGUCCUUGGAGGAAGCUGGUCUGGAAUUGCCACCCCACCCUCCGUGUCCUCGCCCCUGUGAUUUACAAUUAGCUGGAGUGUUUCAGUGCAAGUGAUUUUUCUGACCCACGUUCACACUGUUCCUGUGCCAGGUAGAAAAAUAAAGAUGCCACAAAGGAGGUUGUAAGCUCA
This is a messenger RNA of Artibeus jamaicensis (Jamaican fruit-eating bat), 2054 nucleotides long. RefSeq names its product glucose-6-phosphate isomerase (gene GPI). Gene Ontology annotation, biological process: glucose 6-phosphate metabolic process; glycolytic process; gluconeogenesis. The coding region runs from base 92 to 1771 and encodes 559 amino acids. Gene Ontology annotation, cellular component: cytosol. The record is from RefSeq and is a predicted model, not a curated record. Gene Ontology annotation, molecular function: carbohydrate derivative binding; monosaccharide binding; glucose-6-phosphate isomerase activity. Lineage: Eukaryota; Metazoa; Chordata; Mammalia; Chiroptera; Phyllostomidae. The transcript is spliced from 18 exons.